ACUCUGUGCAUAAGGCGGACAAGGAGGAGAGGUACAUGUCCGGGAUCAGUGGGUAUGAGUAUACCUCAUACAAUGGCUCGUACCAGGAAGUCUCGUCAGAACUCUAUCGCACCGACUACAAGGUCCUCUACGGAGGAACCAAUGCGUCCAACUUCCACCUCUCGGACUACCACAUCCUCCAUCGAUCCGUCCCGCCGCGAGACACCGACAAUCCACCCCCACCACAUCGGCGUCGGGAUCGGCAUCCUGCUGAUUCACCAUCGUCCUCAAACAAUGUCUUUGCUCGGGCAGGUGCUUCGCCCAAAAGCUCGUCUACAAGGCCGACAUCGUCAUCGCCAUCGCGCUCGGCGACAUCGCAGCAGCCAGCUGGCAGCAACAACGUCUUUCGUCGCCUCUCCGAGUACUCGACAGACGCAUCGGCCGUGUAUAUGCCACACGGAUCAGUGGAAGAGCGCUCGUCGUACUCGGCUUUGGGCCCGAGGGUGGUGUCCAGCCCGGUGACCAAGCCGUCGGCCUCGUCGUCGUCGUCAGCUGCGGCGGUUGCGUCGUCGUCGCCGCUGCCACCGCGGCGGAGAAAGCUCCGCUCAAAGGAGGGCCGUGGAGAGAAGGAACUUUCGAUCUCGCUCUCGCCGUACUCGGCCGACGCUACCGCGCACAUCUCGAUCUCAUCCACCACAUACGGUAUCAACGAGUCGUCGUACGGUACCGACAGGGUCGAGCGGCUGCCUAUUCACGGAUCGGCCUACUCAGAUGAUGCUGCUGAGUAUGUUGCGCUCCCAACGCCGGACAUUUCGCUUGACGGGUCGUCGUCGUACGCGACAGCCGCGGCGUCGACCGCCUAUCGCACGCGCAAGGACGACCAGCUCCCGCUGCCGAGCUCAUACACAGGCGACAGGGCGGGAUAUGUCAUCCACACUGUCUCGACCGACUCGUCGUCAUAUUCGGGCAUGGCUACCGGCUUUUCGCCGCAAAACAGUCAUCGCGUGGCGCAGACUUUGUCGCGCAAAACCAAGGCAAAGCCAAAUGCAAAGGCGAAAGCCAGGGCUAAGCCGAAAGCAAGCGCGGCAAAGUCGUCGUACUCUGGUGAUGCGGCAGGAUACCGCGGUCUCUUGCCAGCCAGCGACUCCAAGAAGGUCGCGGCCGCAGAGGUCUCUGAUGGCUCGGCGGGCGACCACGCCGCACCUGCGCUCUCGUCCUACUCGGGCGAUGCGGCCGGCUACCGGGGCCUCUCGCCCGUGGUGGACUCGUCGAAUGGCAAGAAGGGCAAAAGCAAGAAGGUUGCGGCCGCAGAGGUCUCUGAUGGCUCGGCGGGCGACCACGCCGCACCUGCGCUCUCGUCCUACUCGGGCGAUGCGGCCGGCUACCAGGGACUCUCGCCCGUGGCGGACUCGUCGUAUUCAGCUGAUGUCACCACCAACUACGCACCGAAGCGCGGCAAGAAGGGGAGGAAGGGAAGGAAUGGCAAGAAGGGCAAAAGCAAGAAGGUUGCGGCCGCAGAGGUCUCUGAUGGCUCGGCGGGCGACCACGCCGCACCUGCGCUCUCGUCCUACUCGGGCGAUGCGGCCGGCUACCGGGGACUCUCGCCCGUGGCGGACUCGUCGUAUUCAGCUGAUGUCACCACCAACUACGCACCGAAGCGCGGCAAGAAGGGCAAGAAGGGCAAGAAGGGCAAGAAGGGCAAAAGCAAGAAGGUUGCGGCCGCAGAGGUCUCUGAUGGCUCGGCGGGCGACCACGCCGCACCUGCGCUCUCGUCCUACUCGGGCGAUGCGGCCGGCUACCGAGGGACUCUCCGCCCGUGGCGGACUCGUCGUAUUCAGCUGAU
Messenger RNA from Thecamonas trahens ATCC 50062, 1822 nucleotides. RefSeq lists its product as uncharacterized. NCBI's taxonomy places the organism in Eukaryota, Apusomonadida, Apusomonadidae. The record is from RefSeq and is a predicted model, not a curated record. The annotation marks the transcript as partial. The transcript has 3 exons.